Diaporthe batatas is the source of this 1513-nucleotide messenger RNA. RefSeq lists its product as uncharacterized. NCBI's taxonomy places the organism in Eukaryota, Fungi, Ascomycota, Sordariomycetes, Diaporthales, Diaporthaceae. The coding region runs from base 456 to 1136 and encodes 226 amino acids. Gene Ontology annotation, biological process: phospholipid transport. Gene Ontology annotation, molecular function: phosphatidic acid transfer activity. The record is from RefSeq and is a predicted model, not a curated record. The transcript has a single exon. Gene Ontology annotation, cellular component: mitochondrial intermembrane space.
AUUGUCAGACUGUCAGUGCAUCGUUCGAUGCCAUACCAUCUCCGCAACUCUGCCUUCCCUCCUCGACUGACUUGACGACAUCACCACCUCACAGCCGCAGCCGUCCCUGAAGCCCUUGCGUCUCGGCCUGAAACCUUAUCUGCACUGGCCGACAUCUAAGCUCUCCGGCUCCGGAUGGAGCGAGCAGCCUCCGUUUGAAUUGGCACCCGGAAGAAAAAGCCCAAAUUCCUCGCCCCUCCCCACCUCCAGCUCUCUCACUCAGGCUUCACGUGCUGGACGACCUCACGACCUCACGACAUCACGACUCCACGCCACAGGUUACACCUCGUGAGGGCGCCAUCCUCAAACAGCAACCCUGUCUGACGUCGACAACGGGCUACGGACUCUUGGAUCAACAACAUCCGUCCCUCUCAAUCCCUGCAGCUCUGCUCCAGCCUCGUGCCCCAACCGCCACAAUGGUCCUCACCCACACCCAAAAUCACACCUACGCUCAUCCCUUCCCAACCGUCACCCUCGCCUACUUCCUGCGUUACUGCUCGCCGCAGGUCAAUCCCUUCGCUGCACACGUCUUGAGUACCGACACCAUCUCCAGCUAUGUCGACCCAAACACCGGCCGGCUGCACACCACCCGUAUCCACUUGAAGAAGUCCCGCAUACCUUCUGCAAUUGUCAAGCUUCUGCCAGCCUCCAUCACUGGCGGCGGCGGCGACAAGAAAUCUUAUAUUCUCGAGACCAGUGUCGUGGAUAUCAACAACGGGUGGAUGAAGACGGAGAGCCGCAACCUAGACUUCGUGGGUGUGUUGUCCGUGGUCGAGAAGCAGGAGUAUACGGCGCCUACCUUACCGGCCGCCAAUACAACGAGCACUGAUGUCGCAACAACCACCAUAUUCCGGUCGAGAGUGGGCGAGCGGAUUCGGGAGCGCAUUGGGCAAAAGACCGAGGAGGCCAAUGCCCAAGGCGGCUGGCUGGCCAAGACUAUUAUCCAGCGCAGCAUCGAGAAUAUCGCCAGCCGAAAGACCCAGGAUCAACUAGGCAGGAGCCGCGAGGGCAUGCGGGCUGUCCUGGAGCGCUUGCGUAACAACGGCGUCAAAGGCAUUAUGGAUUUGACUCGCAGAGCCAGGGAAGAAGGCUUGUAAGCCGGCUUCCUCUGUUGGAGGAGCACAGUAAAAGACGCUAGGACAUUGCUCCAUCAAGUCGCGUCUGGAAUUUUUCUAUAUACCAUCACCAAUCAUUUCGAAGCAUGGCGUUCUGUUUAGGUUGGCUCGUGACAGCCGGAGUCUCGGCCUCGGAGAAGAUUGUGUUUGUGAGAUACGGCCCGGGUGGCUGGCCGCAAAUGUAUGGACCACUCUCGCUUGAAGCUACGCUGGCAUCUUGUCUGCAAUUCAUCCAGGUAGCACAGCAGGAUAAGUUAGGGCUGUGCAAUAGGAGAGGGAGGGAAGGCGCGAGGAAACAAGUGUUUGAGAAAUGGCAAUUAGGCGUCCCAAAAACAUACAUUUCCCCUCAUUUCUGUUCA